Molecule: messenger RNA, 2625 nt
Organism: Budorcas taxicolor (takin)
Lineage: Eukaryota; Metazoa; Chordata; Mammalia; Artiodactyla; Bovidae
Gene: GAREM2
Product: GRB2 associated regulator of MAPK1 subtype 2
Exons: 6
Coding region: 1-2625 (874 amino acids)
Source: RefSeq, a predicted model, not a curated record
AUGGAGAAGCUGGCGGCCGGGCUGGCCGGCCUGCGCUGGAGCAUGGGCGCCUUCCCGCUGGACCUCAUCGUCAGCCGCUGCCGCUUGCCCACGCUCGCCUGCCUCGGGCCAGGGGAGUAUGCCGAGGGUGUCAGUGAGCGAGACAUCCUGCUCAUUCAUUCCUGCCGCCAGUGGACCACGGUGACAGCCCACACCCUGGAGGAGGGCCACUACGUCAUCGGGCCCAAGAUUGACAUCCCCCUGCAGUACCCAGGGAAGUUCAAGCUCCUGGAGCAGGCCCGGGAUGUUCGGGAGCCAGUGAGAUACUUCAGCAGCGUGGAGGAGGUGGCCAGCGUCUUUCCUGAUCGCAUCUUUGUGAUGGAAGCCAUCACCUUCAGUGUCAAGGUGGUGUCAGGAGAGUUCAGCGAGGAUAGCGAGGUGUACAACUUCACGCUGCACGCGGGUGACGAGCUCACUCUCAUGGGGCAGGCGGAGAUCCUGUGCGCCAAGACCACCAAGGAGCGCUCGCGCUUCACGACCCUGCUGCGCAAGUUGGGCCGGGCCGGAGCGCUGGCUGGGGUGGGCGGCGGCAGUAGCGGCAGCCCGGGGGGCGCGGGGGCCGCGGGUGGCGGCGGGGGCGCCAGGCCCAUCAAAGGCAAGAUGCCCUGCCUCAUCUGCAUGAACCACCGCACCAACGAGAGCCUGAGCCUGCCCUUCCAGUGCCAGGGCCGCUUCAGCACGCGCAGCCCGCUGGAGCUGCAGAUGCAGGAGGGCGAGCACACGGUGCGCGCCAUUAUCGAGCGCGUGCGGCUCCCGGUGAACGUGCUGGUGCCCAGCCGGCCACCCCGCAACCCCUACGACCUGCACCCGGUGCGGGAGGGCCACUGCUACAAGCUGGUCAGCAUCAUCUCCAAGACAGUGGUGCUGGGGCUGGCGCUGCGCCGCGAGGGACCGGCGCCGCUGCACUUCCUGCUGCUCACCAACACGCCGCGCUUCGCGUUGCCGCAGGGCCUCCUGGCUGGGGACCCGCGCGUCGAGCGCCUGGUGCGCGACAGCGCCUCCUACUGCCGCGAGCGCUUCGACCCCGACGAGUACUCGACCGCCGUGCGCGAGGCGCCCGCCGAGCUGGCCGACGACUGCGCCAGCCCGCGCCGCGCGCGCCUCUGCUUGCCCGCGCCCCCGCGCGCCCUCGUGCCCGCCCGCGCCCCCGGCCCCGGCCCACCAGGCGACGGCGACCAGGAGUACGUGAUCCCCGAUUGGGCCGGCGGGCCGGAGCCCGCCGCGCCGCCCGCGGAGAUCCCCUACGAGGAGCUGUGGACGCACCAGGCAGCCGAGGGCCUAGUCGAGGGCAGGACCCGGCCGCUCCCGGGGCCCGACCUUAUCUCCUUCGGAGCCGCCGGGCCGCCCCGCCUGGAGCCCGAGGCGGCGCCGCCUCCGGUGCCUCCCAAAUCCGAGGCGGUGAAGGAGGAGUGUCGCCUGCUCAACGCCCCUCCUGUGCCCCCGCGGGGUGGCAGUAGCCGGCUCUCGGGUAGCCCCCCAGUACCCCCACGCUUCCCUAAGCUGCAGCCCGUCCACUCCCCCAGCUCCAGCCUCUCCUACUACUCCUCUGGCCUCCAGGAUGGGGCGGGGUCCCGAAGUGGCAGUGGCUCGCCGUCACCUGACACCUACUCCCUCUAUUGCUACCCCUGCACCUGGGGAGACUGCAAGGUGGGCAAGUCCUCCAGCCGUCCACCCCCAGGCCCCCUGCCAUCGACCACGCAGCCCAGCCAGGCCUCCCGGGCCCUUGUGGAGCCCCUGAGUAGUCGAGCUGCCCCCCUCCUGGGCGCUGACACCCCUGCCAAGACCUACCACGGCUGCCCACCUCCAUUCAAGCCCUCCCACUCCCAGAAACGCUUUGCUCCGUUUGGAGCUCUUAACCCCUUUUCCGGGCCUGCCUACCCCACGGGCCCUUCAGCGGCCUCCUCUUCCGGGCCUGCAGCUCCCUCAGGUCCCCUGGCUACCUCCAGCCCCGCUUACUCCCCAGGCCUGGGCUCUCCAGGCCAGGCCUACUCAGCAGCUUCUGCCUCCUCCUGUCCCACCUCCUCCUCUUCCUCCUCUGAGUGGCAGGAACCCUCCCUGGAGCCCUUCGACCCCUUUGAGCUGGGCCGGGGCAGUUCUCCAGAGCCUGAGCUGCUGCGCUGUCAGGAGCCCAGAGCCGUGGGGGCACCUGGGCCCGGCCUCUCACCACUUGGACCCCCCAAGGCCUUUGAGCCUGAAGGCUUGGUGUUGCGGCAGGGCCCCGCCCCACUGUCACCGGUGGCCCCGCAGGGCCCCGAGGCUGGUGGAGCACGACUCCUUCUCACCCAGGGGCGCCUCGAAGGGCCUCCUGCCAGUCCCCGGGAUGGGGCCACGGCCUGGGGAGGCCGAGAAGCCACCUCCUGGCAGCCCCCUGCUGACCUCUCUGCACUCUCCCUGGAGGAGGUCUCCCGAAGUCUGCGCUUCAUCGGGCUCUCAGAAGAUGUGGUCAGCUUCUUUGCCCGAGAGCGCAUAGACGGCAGCAUCUUCGUGCAGCUCAGUGAGGACAUCCUGGCAGAUGACUUCCGCCUGACCAAGCUGCAGGUCAAGAAGAUCAUGCAGUUCAUCAAAGGCUGGCGGCCCAAGAUCUGA